AUCUCACUCCCAAUUUUCUCACAUAAAAAAUGAUAUCUUGGAAAUAAAAAGAGAGAAAAUCCCUGUAAUAACUUUUUUAAAAAAUUCGUUCCUCAGAUUCGGGAGAAUUUGUCUGGUAGUUGGAGGGAAAUUGAAGUGUAGGUUUGCAAGCAAAGAAAAAUCAAUUCUCCUCUUCCUGCAUUUAAAAGAUUGGCAGAGAAAGCCAGGGAAACAUUAUCAGAGAAUCCCCUGUGGUUAUAUGUUGGUUAUAAAUGAUGGGGCAGAGGGGGGCUAUAUUCGGGGAUGCCCUUCGCCAAGCAUUUAUGCCCAAAGACCAAUACGAAGCCCUGCGAGAAGAAGACAAGGCAUGGGCUCGCCUCCAGCGCCCGCUUAUCAUGGUCCUUCUCACCCUUAUAGGGGCCGCUGUUGUUAUUUCAGUGGCGCUCACAUUGAGCGUUGUUUUUCCUCCAAAAGGAGAACACGCCUUCUGCCAGAGAACUCGUAUUCAACCGCUACAUAUGAACGGGAGGGCUUAUAAUUUCACUGAUGAGGAGGCCGCUCAGUAUUUUUGGAUGGCGGUGUUUCUUCCCACUGCGAUUUUAUUUGGGGUUUCGCUGGUUUAUCUCUUAGCAGGUAUUGCUGUUGCGUAUUCUGCUCCACAAAGACAUGGGUGCUUAAAGAUUGUGGAAAAUAAUUACUGUGCAUCGAAGCGGGGUGGUGUCCGCUGUCUUGCAACUCUUAAUGUUUCCUUUGCAGCAGUAUUUGUUCUUCUUGCACUGUUUCUGGGUUCGACUAUCCUUACUCUUGAAAGCGAUUGCUCUGUUACAUUAUUCUGGUGCUAUGAAGUUGUCUGCUGGGGCCUUGUAGUUAUAUUUGCAGGGACUGCAUUUUUCUUAAGACGCAAGGCAGCAGUUAUUCUUGAUGAGGGUGAAUAUUACGGUAGUCACACUGUUGGGCUUGAGAUGCUAGAGGCUGCUCCACAGCUACCACAAGCGGAGAUAGAGAAACGUGUCAAUGCAGGAUUCAGUUCUUGGAUGGGAUCGUCAUUUCUUUCUUCAGAUGAAGAGGAUGGACCCCAUAUAAAUGGCCUAGAUGACAUAUGGGAAGAUGAUGAUGCUUAUAGCAUGCCAACAAACACAAGGACAACAUUACCCUAGUUUGAAGGAUGCAAAUGCUUUUUAGGCUUUACACAAGUUUUGAUCUCUGUGAUUAUUCUGGCCAAUGAAAGAUUCUUUUCUAAAUGAGAAAAUUUGUAUGGAAGCCAGUCGGUGUUUGCAUUGAAGCUCUUGUAUAUUCAUUCUAAUCUUGUUAACAAAAUUUGAACUGAAUGACUUCAUUAUUAGGUUUUUCAUGAAUAUAGCUGAAACUUGUGGAAAGUACAAGUUUAGACACCCGUGCUCUCAAUUGAGGCCACGUGUAGUAGAUGAAGAGACAAGAAAUAAUAUUGAUUGAACUUAACUGUAUGGUAACAAAGAGACAUGAAGCAAUUUCUGCUGUGUAUGUGCA
Molecule: messenger RNA, 1485 nt
Organism: Cryptomeria japonica (Japanese cedar)
Lineage: Eukaryota; Viridiplantae; Streptophyta; Pinopsida; Cupressales; Cupressaceae
Exons: 3
Coding region: 252-1136 (294 amino acids)
Source: RefSeq, a predicted model, not a curated record